Chiloscyllium plagiosum (whitespotted bambooshark) is the source of this 1046-nucleotide messenger RNA. RefSeq names its product RNA polymerase I subunit H (gene polr1h). NCBI's taxonomy places the organism in Eukaryota, Metazoa, Chordata, Chondrichthyes, Orectolobiformes, Hemiscylliidae. Gene Ontology annotation, molecular function: zinc ion binding; nucleic acid binding. Gene Ontology annotation, biological process: DNA-templated transcription; termination of RNA polymerase I transcription. Gene Ontology annotation, cellular component: RNA polymerase I complex. The record is from RefSeq and is a predicted model, not a curated record.
GCGGCUCCUCCCGUCCUCCUGGCGGCGCUGUCGGCGGCGGCUGCCUUGAUUCGCUGGCGCCGAUGUUUCCUGUUUCCGUGGCCGGAGCCUGAGCGCUGGGCCGCAGACCCCCGCGAUGGCCGAUUCUUGUUUCCAGUGUGACCCGGAUUUCUGCCCCGAGUGCGGAACGAUCCUGGUGCUCCCCGGGCCUGAGGACUAUGUCGUGUGUCGCAAGUGUGACUUUAAAAUCAGCGUCCGCAAGUUUGAAGGAAUGGAGAUCCACUCAGAAAUGGUGUUUAACAAUCCAGACGUCAUGCGGUCAAACCUGGCCGCUGAGAACGAGGAUGGGGAUCUCAAGGGGCCUGUGGUGGACCGGAAGUGCUCGCGGUGCGGACACGAAGGGAUGGUGUACCACACAAGGCAGACCCGCUCGGCAGACGAAGGGCAGACUGUGUUCUACACGUGCACGAGCUGCAGAUACCAAGAAAAGGAGGACUCCUAACCAGGGUUGGGAAUGGCUGAGAGCGUGUGGCGAGACGUCGGACUGACCCUCAGAGAAACUGGUUUGGUGGAGGUUUGCUGUAGCAGUAAAGUGUCCUGGACUGACGCACAAACACGGGAGGCAUAGCCUCAGCAAGCUGGGACUGCCCUUUGAACCAGGGGACUGCGGGUGCAGCCAAUGAAGUGAUUACUGUUCGGGGGGGGGGGCUCUGUUAUCUCCCGCUCCUUCAUUUCAUCUUCACUCCUCCCCCCACCCUCUCUGUUCAAUCCGCCCACAACCCCCCCCAUCACCCUUUCUUCCAUCUUUCCUUCUUUCCCUCCCAUUCCCCUCUUCAAUCCGUUCUCAACCCCCCUCCUCAUCGCUCUUUCUUCCAUCUUUCCGUCUCCCCUUCUCUCUCACUCUGUCUCUCUCACACUCACUUCUCUGUCUCCCGCCACCCAUAUGAUAUUCUGUUCUAGAUUGUGUAGAUAAGCAAACCAAAUUUAGAUUGUAAGAGUCUGUGAGACGCUGUCGCAUAAUGUUGGCUUAACUGGGGAUUCAUGGGUAAUAAACAAAGCUUCAUGUA